AUGGUGCAGCUCACAGCACAAUCAUUCGAUCGAUCAACUACCUCUCACCCACCAGAUGGUGGGAGGUCGGCUUGGAUAUUCCUCGCCUCGGUCUCCGUCAUGCUCCAGCUGACGUGGGGCUUCACAAUCUCAUUUGGUGCUUUUCGUGAAUAUUACUUUUACGGGUCGGCUUUCUCCGGUAACCAGGUGAUUGCUGUGAUUGGAGUUGUUAGUACGGGUGUGAUCCAACUCCUCUGCCCCUUUCUAGUGCACAUCCUGGGCGGAAGAGCUCAGCUGCGUAAACCGCUGCUAUGCAUCGGCUCAGCCAUUGUGGUGGCCGCCUCGAUUGGGGCGGGAUUCUCCCACACCCCCGUCCAACUAAUCAUGACCCAAGGAGUCCUCUACGGUCUGGGUAGUGGUCUCGUCUUUGCUCCCAACAUGAGCCUGAUAGAUGAAUGGUUCAUCAGGCGGCGUAGUCUCGCCUACGGCAUCUACUUUGCAUGUUCAAGUAUCGCUGCUGCCAUUAUCCCUCCGGUGAUGCGAGUCCUUCUGGCAAAGUACUCAGCCAAAGCCACAUUGAUUGGCUGGGGUAUAUUUGUUGCUGUUGUGCUGAGUAUAGCCCUGAUCGGCGUGCGGCCUCGCCUGCCGUCGUCAUCCCGGUCUGCGGAGAACGAAAAAGAAAAUCCUCUCUCUGGACAAUUUUCAUAUGGAUUUCUACGAAAGCCUCUGUUCUGGCUAGUUCUAUUAUCCAAUGUCUUACAAGCACUGUCCCAAUACUUGCCUUCCGUCUACAUACCGUCUUAUGCAACAGCCGUAAUUGGUGCUUCCUCGGCAAGUGCAUCGGCUCUCCUCGCCAUUUACAAUAUCGCAUCCGCCAUCUGUCAGCCCUUCUUAGGCUUACUCGCUGAUAAGCGAGGGAUUCUGUAUCCGCUGCUGCUCAGUACUUUGGUCCCAGCCAUUGCUGUUUUGUGUAUCUGGGGAUUUGCGACGAAAUACGGCCUACUUGCACUUGUCUGCAUCUUAUUCGGCGGUCUUUCCGGGGGCUAUGUUGUGCUACGGAACCGCUUUGCAACAACUAUCGUUGGAAACAGUGAUCGCCCGAAUGAAGAGCUGAUUGUAUCAGGCCUGAUCAUGUUCUUCAGGGGAGGCGCCACAAUCGCAUCUGGCUUUGUGGCGACAGCAGUCUCCUCUGCGGGUGAAGAUCGGGGUCUGCACAAAGGGAGUUAUGGUGCCGGCCAAUGGCUUCCAUUAAUUCUUACUGUUGGAAUUCUCACUGGAGUCUCUUGCAUUGGUGCGCUAGGAUUCCUGCGGGAAGACAAGCAAGGGAGGAGUGUGGAAAACAGCAGAGAGCAAGCCCAUGGAAAUUUGUAA
Messenger RNA from Aspergillus pseudotamarii, 1350 nucleotides. RefSeq names its product major facilitator superfamily domain-containing protein. Gene Ontology annotation, cellular component: fungal-type vacuole membrane. The transcript has 4 exons. Gene Ontology annotation, biological process: transmembrane transport. NCBI's taxonomy places the organism in Eukaryota, Fungi, Ascomycota, Eurotiomycetes, Eurotiales, Aspergillaceae. The coding region runs from base 1 to 1350 and encodes 449 amino acids. The record is from RefSeq and is a predicted model, not a curated record. Gene Ontology annotation, molecular function: transmembrane transporter activity.